This is a messenger RNA of Cyclocybe aegerita, 1761 nucleotides long. The record is from the annotation of a GenBank genome assembly. NCBI's taxonomy places the organism in Eukaryota, Fungi, Basidiomycota, Agaricomycetes, Agaricales, Hemipholiotaceae.
UGUUUGCAGCAUUCCCCGCCAGUCCUCGAAGCCCUCGCACUCCCCGGACUCCCACUGGCAUUAAAGAAUUCAAAAAACCCGCGAAACCUCUGAAACGAGAACACCGAGUCGUCAAAGUUUACGAGCACCCCGAAUCCGAUCUACCUGUUCGACCACGGACUGCGAGGCUUCAGCCUGAACGCCCUGCACCACUGCUGAACCUGCCCGAACUACCAUCCUGGUCGCAACCAGAGCCGAAGAAGGAGCGUUCGAAGGGGUUUGGACGGGCAUGGCUUGACAAUGGUCGAACGUGGCUGGCCCAGAUCCGACCGCCAUGGAAGGAGAAAUCGAAAGAUUCAGAGUUCAGAAUCCCACCUCCAACUCCCGAGUCCGCACAGUUCAUUAACCAACGGUCCGCACGGCGGUAUGGCUUCGCAGGCCCUUCCAAAUCCCCGAAGAUCUGGGGAGACGAUUACGAGGCAUACAUGUCUGGCGAGGAAGAUGCUCAUGACCCUCCACCACUGUAUACCAAGCACGCGCCCGAGGGAGGGAUUCGAGGAUGGACAACAGUUGCUGGAGCCUUUCUGAUCCAAUUCUGCACCAUUGGGUAUCUGUUCACAUGGAACGUCUUUGAAGGUCACUACAACCACGUCUUCUUGACCGACGAAAACCCAAUGGUCGUUCGUUUCAUUGGAAGUGUUCAAUGGUUUCUUGCCUUCCUCCUCUCCCUUGUGGCAGGGAAACUCGCCGACAGCGGCUUCUUCCAACAUUCCGUCCUCUCUGGGUCGCUCUUGUUUUCCGUUUCGCUCUUCCUUCUCUCCUUCGUCAACGAAGAAGAAUUUGGUCUUGUCUUUGCAUGCCAAUCCAUUGGUAUGGGCAUCGGGAUGGGCCUUGUCUUCGUUCCAACGGCAACAGUUGCAUUGCACUACUUCAGGCGCAAGAGGGGACUCGCUGUUGGGAUAGUGAUGAGCGGAGGUUCCUUUGGCGGGAUGAUCUUCCCUCCUAGCCUCAGAGGCAUGAUUCCCGAACGUGGCCUUGGAGGCGCUGUCCGUGUUACUGGGUACAUCAUCCUCGGAUGCCUCGUCAUCGCCAACUGCUUGCUCGUCACACCACCGAAAGAGGAGAAGCCCCUCUACCCUCUGCCCCGCCUCGAUCUCGCAAAGUACAGCAAGGAGAAAGAAUACCUGUUCGCCGCAGGAGGGAUGCUCCUCAGUAUGCUCGUCAUCUACUACCCUGGUUGGUACUUGGACGUCCUCGGACUUGAGAGAGGCGCCGACACACAAUCAGCCUUCAACUCUGUCGUGGUUCUGAGCCUCACAGGUAUCAUCGGACGCGCGGGCCUGGGGUUUGCUUCCGACAUUGUCGGUGUCUGGAACCUCCUCAUUCCCGUCAGCGGUGGUGUCGCUCUCAUGCUGUUCACGACAUGUGCUGUGCAAGGCACCAAAUCGCUCGUCGCAGCGUCAUUCUUCUACGGUCUCUUCUCUGGCGCAUGGUUGUCGCUCAUGGUGACGGCGCUCUCUUCACUAGCGUCGCGUAUGAGCGAAGUUGGGACCCGAGUUGGCCUCAUCCUCUCUAUCAGCAGCUUCGGCGCCCUCCUCUCUGCGCUGAUGCAAGAUGGUAUGCUGACAGCCAAUCGCCUUUGGGUCGUCCCCUCAGUGGUAUAUGGUGUCGUUUUACUCGGCGUUACGGCUCUGGCAUACUUCUCGAGGAUGUCGGUGGGGAACCAGAUCGCCUACGGCAAGCGGAAGCGCUUCAAAGGAAUUCCAAUCCAGCUCGUAUAAC